Acanthocheilonema viteae is the source of this 2433-nucleotide messenger RNA. The record is from the annotation of a GenBank genome assembly. Lineage: Eukaryota; Metazoa; Nematoda; Chromadorea; Rhabditida; Onchocercidae.
AUGGCAGCAGCAGCAAGCAAGCAGGAUGGUCCCUAUCAUAAGUUGGUAGAGGAACAGAGAGCUUAUUUUUUUACGGGUAUUACUGCUAAACUGGAGCACCGCCGAAAGCAGCUUCUAAAUCUCAAGCGGCUCCUAAUUGAGGAAGGUGAUGUUCUUACUAAAGCUGUGUAUAACGAUCUUAAACGAUCAUCAAAAUUAACACACUGUUUGGAACUGAGUCUUGUUUUUGUUGAGAUUGAUUAUAUGCUGGAGAAUUUGAAAGAGUGGAGCUCACUUGAACCAGUCAGGAAAACUUUCCUGUCACUUUUAGACACUGUAGCCGUCAUCAGAGAACCACUGGGUGUGGUCCUUAUCAUUGCUCCAUGGAAUUAUCCGUUGAGCCUCGUUUUAUUACCUCUAGUUGCAGCGAUUGCUGCCGGUAACACGGUAAUAGUGAAACCAUCCGAAUAUGCACCUUUCACUUCCGCAGCUUUACAUGAUCUUUUUUCACACUUUUUUGAUCCGGCAAGUCUUUUAAAUUUGCAAAGAAAAUUGCAGCGGUUUUUGGCGUUUGUGAGUGGUGGCGUGACUCAAACAACGGAUCUCUUGAAAGAGAAGUUUGAUCAUAUCUUAUAUACAGGAAAUUCACUUGUUGCUAAGAUUAUUAUGGUAGCGGCUGCGCACCAUCUUACACCAGUCACGCUUGAACUGGGCGGAAAAAGUCCAGUAAUCGUGGAAAGUGAUACAAAUCUGGAAGUAAGCUCUCGACGCAUUGUCUGGGGAAAGUGGACCAAUUGUGGACAAACUUGUAUUGCACCGGAUUAUGUUCUUGUCACGGAGACACUGAAAACAACAUUAGUAAAUGAAUUCAUCCUACGAUUAAAAGAAUUUUAUGGUUCGGAGCCUGAAAAAAGCGACGAUUACAGCCGAAUCAUCAAUGAGAAGCAUUUUGAUAGAUUAUCGAGUUUGCUUGCACGCAGCAAUGGACAGAUUUUGUACAAAGGUGGCGAACUUAGUCGUAGUGACUUAUUUAUUCCUCCAAUCAUAAUUGCUGUUUCUGCAGAUGACGUGUUAAUGGAGGAUGAAAUAUUUGGGCCUAUCUUGCCGAUUGUUACUACCAAUGGUUUUGAUGAGGCAAUCAACUUUGUUCGAUCGAGAGAAAAACCACUUGCUGUCUAUCUUUUUACUAGAUCUGAAAAGAAAGUGCGGCAAUUAUAUGCGGAAACUUCAAGUGGUUCCGUAACUGUGAAUGAUGUUACAUUUCAGUUUAUCAUUGAUACGCUUCCAUUUGGCGGUGUAGGCCAAAGUGGUAUGGGCAGAUAUCGCGGAAAAUUUGGUUUCGACACAUUCAGUAACCAUAAAGCACUGUUAAUAAGGGGUUUCUUUGCUGAUGCUUUAUUUGCCAUGCGAUAUCCACCAUUUACGGACAAAAAAUUCAAAUAUCUUAAAUUGCUAAUAGAACGGAGACGUUCAUUACCUAGUUCACUUCCUAGUUGGCUUAUUCGUAUUUCAUUUCUCAUUGCUGGUGUUGUCUUUGGUGCUGUGUUACAGGUUGACAAUGUGUGCUACCUGAUGGCUAGGAGUGGGUGGGGAAUUAUGGGAAAGGGGAAGGGUCAGUUGGGUCGUGCGAUGAGUAAUGCGGAAUGCGAUGAAAAAGGGUUAGAUUCUAAAGUUAGCAGUUUUCUUUUGCGAGAUAGGAAGAAAAGGAAGGAAGAUGGGAGAGAUUAUCCUGAGGAAGUGCUCGUAUGCCGUCCAUCAUUCAUUCACAUUCAUCGAUUUGAAAAUGAAAGCUCCUUAGAAGGACUAACUCUGAAAAUGGCCCUCGAUGACGAUCAGAAGAACUGGAAUAAGGAAAACAUCCCAAUCAAUAGCGACAAAGCAACAUAUUGUCAAAUUUCACAAAAUUUCAUGCAUGAAAUAAGACAAGAGGUUACUCGACAAGUGCUUGCUGAACUUACGAUAAAGAAUUUGGAUGAAAGCGAUGAAAGUGAUGAAAGAGAAGUUUGUCCUUUGAAUGAUUUUCAAAAUGGUGAUGAGGCAAGCACUAAUGGAACUAGAAAUGAACAGGCUGGAACAGUUAGUCAGCAGCCUGCUGAAGAUACCUCAAGUGAAGAGUCGGUGAAGUCUUUUUGCUCUGAUGAAGACUGGACGGUCUCUGAAAAGAUAUCACGAUCUAUUCAAUCAAAGUGGAAACCGCUACAACGGUGUAGAAGAUCCAAAUGCAACAGCAAUGACUUUUCUGAAAACCAAGAACAAACAGCAAUAAGUGAAGAUAAGAAAUGUGUGGAAGAGUUCAUAACACCUCCGUUGUGUACUAUCCCAGGAAUUGAAUUAGAAUAUAAGCUGGAAGAAUGUGAUCCGAAAGCUUUAUCUAAAAUCAUAUUACCGAAGACUUCAAUAUCAUCAGGAUUAUCUCGUGAAAUGCAAAUUCAGAGCGAACAACUUUUGGAAUAA